CUUGUCGCUUUCUGGUUGGACUGGUCCGCUAAGUCAGUGGAUCCGAUCCAACCAAAAAUUUCUAAAGGGCACAACCUUGCCAUGGCCUCUAGAUUUCAUCCAGGUUCUUCACAGCCAAAGAUGGGUUAAAGAUUAUACAAUCUCAGAGGAAUCUCCACUUUGAUGUUUAUAAAAUACUAACCUAACUUACUUUCUAAUUUCUUCCACAUCGCUCUUUCCCCUUGGCGGCAAGAAAGAAAGUUUGCAACUUUACGUCACGGACGCAGAGUUAGCAGCCAACCCAAAUCACAGAAUCGCUUUCUGCAUCCCAGAAAGCGAUUCUUUCCAUGCAACCCAUUCCUUCCAUCCUCCUUUCCUUCCAGCCACCACAUAUAAACCGCUCCCUAUUACCUCACUUGCUUCCAAUCUUUCCUUCCAAUUCCCUCUCCAAACGAACAAGCAAAGGAAGAAAAAUCUUUUCUUCUGGAACCCUUCUCCGAAAAGCUUUAUUAAAUGUCUCUUAACCCUUCAGCUCGAAGGACCUGCCGCCUCUACUGGUGCUACCAAUGCAACCGCGCCGUCCGCAUCAUCUCCUCCCCCAUCGCCGACGUCUUCUGCCCCCGCUGCUACGGCCGCUUCCUCCAUGAGAUCGACCUGCCCCGCCCCCACCUCGUCUUCGACUUCGCACCCCGCCACCAGCACCACCACCCCCUCUGCCCCCACCGCCACCACCCUUUCCACCCUCUCCUCGACCCUUUCACCCGCCGCCGCAAUUCCGAGCUCGACCGCCGCCGCCGCCUAGACCCGGAGGAGGACGACGCCGCCGACAAUCUCUUUGGUUCUUGGGUCAUCUUCCAACGUCCAACCAACAACGACCGUCUCCCCCGCCCUGCACCGCCGCCCCGUCCUCCUCCGCAACCGGAGUUCUCCGUUCCCCCGACCGUCAGCCCGAGUGAUUACUUCACCGGGCCUAAUUUAAAUGAUCUGAUCGACGAGCUGACUCAGAAUGACCGGCCGGGUCCGCCCCCGGCACUGGCAUCAUCCAUUGACGCGUUGCCGACUGUUUUCAUAACGGAGGCCCACUUGACUGAAAGCUCCCAGUGCCCGGUUUGCAAGGAGGAAUUUGAGCUCGGCGAGGAGGCCCGGGAGAUGCCAUGCAACCAUGUGUAUCAUUCGGACUGCAUCGUCCCAUGGCUCAACAUUCACAACUCCUGCCCGGUAUGCCGGUAUCGGCUGCCUGGUGGCCGGAAUGAUCGAGGGCAGCGUGGAGGCGGCGAAGGUUCGAGCAGAGGGCGUGAUCAGGACGGUGGCCCAGCCAGAUGGAAUCCCUUCGCUCUUUUGUGGCCUUUUCGGGAUUCUUCGGCCGGCUACCGGAGUCAAGGGGACGCCGGUGGUGAUCCUCUGGAUAGCCCAAGUGCCUUUUAUUCGUGGUGGCGCUCGUUGUUUCUUCUCUAGUACUUGGUAUUGUUGGCUCAGAUUGAAGGAGUUUAAUACUUGCUUUGUUGCCUGAUAUGCUUCUGAAACAAUUCAUUUGUCUUGACAACAGCAAGCCAAGGUGGAAGAACACUGAACAAAGCCAGUUGGUAUCAAUCUGAAUGUAUAGGAUUUCUGCAAGCUUGAAGACGAAGGAAAAAGCAGAUAAUUAGCAAAAGAUGGGAUAAUAGUCUUCGGCUUCAAGGAAGGACUUCAUAAAUGCUCCUUCAUUGCUUAUGUUACAAUAGUUAUUAUUUCUGUGCUUGUUGUUUCAGUGGUCGUACUAAAGGAAGCCACAAAGAUAGCAGAGAAGAAAAUCUAGCAAGAUAACAUAUUAAUUGUAAAUGAUUAUUUGUAAUUUUAAUUGUAAAGGCCAUGCUUUGUCUU
This is a messenger RNA of Phoenix dactylifera (date palm), 1839 nucleotides long. The record is from RefSeq and is a predicted model, not a curated record. NCBI's taxonomy places the organism in Eukaryota, Viridiplantae, Streptophyta, Magnoliopsida, Arecales, Arecaceae.